AUGGCGGGCAGCGUGGAUGAGGAAGCACUGCACCAACUGUAUCUGUGGGUAGACAACAUCCCUCUGUCCCGGCCCAAGCGGAAUCUGUCCCGGGACUUCAGUGAUGGAGUCCUGGUAGCAGAGGUCAUCAAGUUUUACUUCCCCAAGAUGGUGGAGAUGCACAAUUAUGUCCCUGCCAACUCUCUCCAGCAGAAACUGAGCAACUGGGGUCACCUGAACAGGAAGGUGCUGAACAAACUGAACUUCUCUGUACCAGAAGAUGUGAUGCGCAAGAUAGCACAGUGUGCCCCAGGUGUGGUGGAGCUGGUGCUCAUUCCACUGAGGCAGCGCCUAGAGGAGCGUCAGAGACGUAGGAAGCAGGGCAUCGGCUCCUUACAGGAGCUGACUCCCCAGGAUGGCACUGACUACAUGGAUGUGGGUUUGUCCCAGAAGGCCCGAGGGGAAGGUGCCCCAGACCCCCAGGGACGGGGGCAACUCAGGGAGGGCCGACUCCCUGUGCCCCAGCCUCCAGGGUACAGCCAGGCACUGCAAAGCGACCCAAGCUUCGUCCUCCAGAUCGCUGAAAAGGAGCAGGAGCUGUUGGCCUCGCAGGAGACCGUGCAGGUCCUGCAGAUGAAGGUGAGACGCUUGGAGCACUUGCUCCAGCUCAAGAACGUGCGCAUAGAAGACCUCUCCCGGAGGCUCCAGCAGGCAGAGCGUAAGCAGCGGAGAAUGGACCGCUUUCCAGAACCCAGAGGCCACAUGCAGAGACCUGGCGUGCGCCCCAAAUCAGUGCUUGACACCAGGGACUCUGCCUUGGUGCUCCCGGUGCUGGGCCUUAGGGGGUGGUCCCCCAGCUUGGUCCGCACCCUUAGAACCAGGUCCCCACCCAGCUCUGGUGACAGCAGCGUCUCCAUCCAGGCUAGUUCUCUGUACCAUGGGUCAAAGGGGAGACUGUCCGAGACAGCUGAGGGGCCUCCUUGCCCCUCCUGGGCACUCACCUGGGACCCAGCUAAAAGCUGGAGAACACAGCAGCUGAAGAGGAAGGGGUGA
Molecule: messenger RNA, 1032 nt
Organism: Rangifer tarandus platyrhynchus (Svalbard reindeer)
Lineage: Eukaryota; Metazoa; Chordata; Mammalia; Artiodactyla; Cervidae
Source: the annotation of a GenBank genome assembly